This is a messenger RNA of Durusdinium trenchii, 4274 nucleotides long. The record is from the annotation of a GenBank genome assembly. Lineage: Eukaryota; Dinophyceae; Suessiales; Symbiodiniaceae.
AGCCGUUGCAAUUUUAGCUCAAACAGCCGCAGCACUAAGUGCGCGACUCGGGCCAUGAUCCUUUUAGAUCUUUUCUUCUGGUAUUGGCUAGCAGGUGUGUUGCAUGAAGUGAGCCACUUGAUUGUCGGAUGCUUUUGUGGGUCUCCGUCUACAACUUUGAGGAACCUCUAUUACAUUGUGUUUCUUCGCCGGGUGGAGAUCUGCACUCCAAAGAAAUGGUGUGAAGCAGCAGUGAGACAUUCCGGUUGGGUGGCGUCUGCAGCGUUGUUUGUAUGUGCCCAUGUUCUGGGACUUGGCUUAGAAGUCCAAGCAGCGACGGGCAUCACUGCCCUGGAGGCCUUCCUGUCAGACUUCUUGGUGUGGACAUCUCCGCCCAGCAAUCUGUUUUUUUGUGGGAAUUUCGGCUUGAUUCUCUUGAACGAGGCUUGGGCAGCCUCAUCAUCCACCAUAAAGGACAUCCUCGAGUUGAUGGUGGAAGUUACCAUGGUGCGAGGAGCACAGAGUGGGGGUGUGGUUACGUUUGCAUCGCGUGGCUGCCGUAGAGCAGGCGACCUGGUCGGUUUGCGAACCAGGGUGGUGAACCAAAAGCGAACGACCUUGUCGCGAUUGCUUCGGAAUGCCUUGGACUCUAUGGAGCGUUGGUCUUGGAAGAGGCCUUUGCGCUUCGGACGGGUCUAUGCUGGCCACACACGUUUUGCGACCAGCUCAAAGGCCAGCCUGGACGGCACACACCCUCACAUUUGGUCACGGCCACAGCAGCUGAUGACGUAUGUUGGAUGGUCUGAAGGCUCCUUGAAAAAGAAGAAAUCUUCGCGAACUUUCGAGAUCUAUGUGUGCCAUAACGGAGACUUUGAUUUCUUGGAAGUCGGUGGCCAAACUUAUGAGCUUGGGGAAAUCCAAUGCUGGUUGGAGAAGGUGACUUGGCAACAGCGCCCCUCCAACGUGGACUCAGCCGCGAUCGCUGGAGUGAUGGACUUGCUUAGGACCCAGGGCUUGGUUUGGCCCAGCGCGCGCUAUGGUUUCCUCUUUGGCAUUCAACACAGAUCGUUGGAUAAGAAGAUGCCUCCGUUGAAAGUUUUCAAGCAAUUGGGUGACAUCAUGGACCAGUUAAUUCAGGGCUGGGUGCCAGAAGACAUUGAGCUCUCUUUAUUGGAGCCUGAACGAGAGCAGAUGGCCGAGGAGUACUUUCAACAGGUGAAGAGAAGCGGACUCUUGAGCUUGAGUGACCGAGACGGUCGAGCAAUGGCAGCAGCUGCCAUUGAUGCCUUCUUUGACAACGACUUGCUUCACGCAACUUCACUCUUUAUGAAGAAGGCGAAAGGCUCUUUCGGCCUAUGCGUCACUUGCUCCCUGGACGCCGAUCGACAAAUGAUCAUAGCAGCGCGAGGGCAAACGAUGUCCAUGGCAUUCUAUCCUCAGAGUGGAAUGGUGCUCUAUGGUUCAGAACAGGCAGCAAUGAAGGCUGCCGUAGGAGUGAGGCUGCCUGGGAAAGAGGAAGAAGAAGACGAGGUUCCACUUCCGGUUGCAACCUUUGAUCGCAUGACAAGUCAGGACAGCACAGUGUCACUGCCAAAGGCGUUGCCCCCGAGAAGAUUUUCAAAGGAUCUCUCCCCUACGAAGCACUAUGUGGAAAUUAAUGGCGUGAUGCGGAAGCCACGCAGGCCAAGCCUAGCAUGUAACUCCAGAGAUGACACGCGGAUGCGAAUCAGCGGUGCUCCUUCGCUGGUGAAUGACGGCCCUGCAAUGCGCUAUGAUUUGGACGAUCUUGCGGGUGAAAUUUGCUUGCUGGACUGGGGAGAUGGGUUGCCCUCAGCCUCGAGUGAAACACUCCCUUUCUAUGCAGUUCAACCGAUGAUGCAGAGCAAGUUGAAGGUGGUCUCCGUGAACGACAAGCCGUUCUCGUCUAUGGCGCAGCUUUUCGUUCCUCUUGAAGAAAAUCCUUUGGUGUUGCCGCUUCCAAAGACGCUUCCUGAUCCCGUUGGAAACGACAUCAAAGAGAUCCCGCAAGCUCUCAAGAACAUCCAGACAGAUUGGCGCAUGGGAGAAGGCCAGAACCGCGCUUCGGCCAUGUCAUUGAGUAGAGCCCUUCUUGCAAGAUUGCGUGAGAAGAUGAGUGGGCAAAGCGCGCCAGAUGGCAUUGACCUUCUCGUCACAGGCUGUGAGGUGAGCUUGUGGCUUGGUGAACAGUUUGCCACAGACUUGGCGCAUUGCUUCAAGCAUUUGAACGUGAGGACCGUCUCUGCCAACAAACUGCUGGGGCUUAGUGGUCAGCAGUUCUCGAUGUGCCAGACGGGGCAUGACCUCUCCGACAAUUGGGAUCUUCACGAUUGCGUGGUGCUCAUCAUCAGUCAUUCAGGGGGCACUUUUGCAUCAUUGGCAGUGUCCAAACUGCUCCAAGCCGUGACCAAGAGGAUUUUUGUGGUGACUUCCGAGUGGGAUACACAGAUUGGUAAGCAGCUUCGCGCGCUUGGCACCUACAGCCAUGUCUUCAGCACAAACAUCUCGCUGCGCCCCGCUGAGCCUUGCUCCGUCUCCGUCGCCGCGACACAGCAGCUGCUGACACAGAUCCUGAUGUACUUGGCCUUCCGCAUUUUGUCUGAUGAUGUGAAAGACAGCGCUGGACCAGUGAUCACUCGGACAGAUUUGGCCGAAUUGGAGCAUGUGAAUCGGACCAACAUCGAGGCGUUGCAGGAGAUCGUCGGGUACCACAAGUCGAUGUCAAAGACUGAGCGAGAGCUUCGCAGGAGAGGCCGAGCGUGGGCGCAGCAUGUGCUUGAGACGCCACGAGCUUGGAUCUUGUGCGCUGCGUACGUGGCGGUCACGGUGACCUGUGGGAUACCACCUAUCACAGCCAUUACUACGCAAGCUGGGCUCUAUGAGAAAGUCCCGCAGGAAUUGCUUUAUGUCGCCAGAGCUUUAGAUGCUGCGAUCUACAUCUUCCUGCCGCAGAUCAUGAUUUUUUGCAUCCGGUUGCUGCAGUGUCGACCAUUGCUCCACAGGAUGACCGGGCGGACAGUGGUGAUUGGAGAUGUGCCUUGGGUGGCUCAAUGUGUUGAAGCAUUCUUGUCAAAGCUCGUUGCGUGCACCUACUCGGCCACGGCGCUCGCCGUUUUCUCAGCCAACCCUGCGGACCACUUGGUGCAUCGAAUGACCCAUCGUGUUGUUCGAGGUAGCCUGUUGGCUUGUGGUCGACCUGAUGGACGUCUAGUGGCUUUGACCAGCGCUGAGCAAUCGGUGUGCUUGUCGGUGAACCAGGCCAGCAGCAUCCAGUCAUUGGGAGUGACUUGCGAGAGCAUCACUAUUGGACACAAUCCUCACAAGCUGCCUCUCACAGCUCAUCAUGUCUGCUUGCAAGGCUCAAGGCCACAGUUCUUGUGUGAGCAUUUAUUGCCACCAGGUGUGCAAAGUGCUACAGCUUUGCAAGGCUGUUUUGGCAAUUUGGCUGAUUCAGUCGAGUCCAACGACUUGUGGGCCAAGCUGCGAGAGGAUUUGAGCAACACCAGCAAGAAGAGGAUAGCAAGCUCUUCGGUUGAGACAAUGCUGGCGAGUUUACAAAAAGACAGCGACGGGCAAGUCUCCUUCAAGGACUUCGAACGCGGUUUCAAGGAGUUUAUGCCUACUCACCAUCUUGACCGGAAGGAUCUCAAAGCAGUUUUUGAUCGCUUUGACCAAAACUACAAUGGCGCAUUGAGUCCAUCAGAAUGUAAAGCCAUUUUGCAGCUGGAUUCUGUGAGCUUGAUGUCAUAUGCCCAGCUGGCUCGUAACACUUCGCCUUCUUCCAUGGACCACUUCAACAUUCAGGAAUCGACUGAGCGCAUCUUCGGUGCUCGGCUCAUCAACUCUGACAUGUCUGCCAAGGAUCAGUUCAAGAUGACCGAGUCCCAGCGUUUAUCCAUGAUGCUCUAUGAGAGUAGAAUUGCCUCCUUACAACGCGCUGUAGCCUUCUUCGUGAUGUUUCACCAGAUGGGAAAGACGAUUGCUGAGUUUUGGCCAUGGGUGAGUUUUGGGAUCCUGCGCUAUCGCAUGGAUCGCACUCAUUCCAUCAUGCGGAUAGCCACAACUGCAUCCCCAGUCUCGGGUGCCAACGUGCGCGAGAAGAUGGUGGACUUGGAGACAAAGAAAAGCCUUGUCCGGGUGAAGGGCCUCCUGUCCAAAAUGAUCGCGCUUUGGCGACAGCAGCAAGUGUACAGUUCCGCUGAGUUUUAGAUCGUGUAAAUCAGUGUAGAUGCCGCGCAAGCUCAAAUUUCUGGAUUUGUGCUCGGCAUGUGUGUUGG